Molecule: messenger RNA, 567 nt
Organism: Homarus americanus (American lobster)
Lineage: Eukaryota; Metazoa; Arthropoda; Malacostraca; Decapoda; Nephropidae
Product: arrestin homolog
Exons: 2
Coding region: 49-567 (172 amino acids)
Biological process (GO): G protein-coupled receptor internalization; signal transduction
Cellular component (GO): cytoplasm
Molecular function (GO): G protein-coupled receptor binding
Source: RefSeq, a predicted model, not a curated record
CUAGGAGAGAGCCCGGAGGACAAGCCCCACAAGAGGUCAUCUAUCAGGAUGGGAAUGAAGCUGUACCAACUGGCCUCAGGGAUGGAGAGGUCGCUCCCUUACGCGGCGGCCUCCAAGCAGCUGCUCCUGGCGGACGGUCAGGUGGAGGUAGAGGCCACGCUGGACAAGGCCGUGUACGAGAGAGGUGAACCAGUCAACGUCAACGUCUCCGUCUCUAACCACUCCACCAGGAACGUCAGGAGAAUUAAGGUGCUGGUGGUCCAGUAUGUAGACGUGGCCAUGUUCAGCAACGGUAAGUUUAAGAACAUCGUGGCCACCAUGGACUCGACGGAGGGCUGCCCCAUCACCUCGGGCGCCACCCUCUCCCGCCAGUUCGAGCUACAGCCUGCCAGGGGGACCAUCAAGAACUGGAUCGCCUUGGAGGAGUUCUAUGACAGGGAGAGCGCCCUCGCCUCCUCCGUCACGAGACCCGACGCCGAAGAGAGGAACGUCUUCGCCAUCUACGUCAGUUAUUACGUCAAGGUGAGGAUGAAGGGGAGGGAGGGAGGGGGUUAUAGGCCACAUUAA